GUUUCACAGCAGUUACACCCUGAUUUUGUUCAUAAAAAAGAUUUAAAUUUUUCGUCAUCUAAAAUUUUUGUACGGGAAAUACCUUUCGCUUCCAUUUUUGUGUUUAAUACAGGAAUACCUUUAUUGGUAUUCCUUCUCACUCUCCCUUAUACUUUUCUUUUUUAAAACUUUCCUUUAUAACAUUUAUUAUUCAAAUUCUUUCUUUAAAUCGUAAUAUUUCGCAGUGACGAAAUAUUCGAAAUAUUCCAACCUUUACAUCCCCCUUCAUCAACUUUUUCUCUCCCUCUAAAAAUAUUUUCCAUAUAUAACGCGUUAUAAAAUAAUAAAUUACCUAAAUAAUAAUCAAAAAUGGAAGCUGGCUUUGAAUCUAAUAGGAGAGCUUCCAUGCUCAACCGUCGUAAAACACUCAUCAGGCCUGAAAGAUAUCAACCGGCAACUCCUAUGUUGCCAGGUGAUGGUAAAAAAGAAUUUGACCUCUGGGUAUUUUUUUCAAAAGUUGUCACCAUUUGGGCUCCCGCAUCUCUAUUGUCUUCUGUUGGUGGACUUCAUGAUAAAGGUUCCCGACAAGCUUGGCGAGAAAAAAUUGCGUUGUGUUUUAUCGUUUUUCUUAUGGGUGGUUCUGUAGCCUUUUUGACUGUUGGUUUCGCUGCCGUUUUGUGUCCCCCAUCUCAACAAAAUAAUCCCGCUAUGUUUUUACGAUAUGGUGAAUCACCAGGACAUCUUGGUAUUCGAGGAUGGCAAUUUGAUAUUACAAAUGCUGUAAACCCUAAAGGUCAAGACAAUAAAGAUCUUAUAAACUUUGAUGCUCUCGCAAAAGAUCAAAAUGGACAAGAUAUUACACAAUUUUUUCAACGUGAUGUUGUUGAAUAUCCGAGUUGUCAGGACCCUGUGAUACAAAAAUUCGCUGCUGUAAAUGACCAAUUUUGUAAAAAAGAUUCUCCUUGUUCACUUAAAAAACUUGAUGAUGCCACUUUUGCUGAAUAUAAAAUUGUUAACACAACUAAAAAAGUCGGGUUCGAUUGGGAUCAAAUUGGUGAUCUUGCAGAUUAUUUAGUCAUUGAUGGUAAUGUUCUUAACCUUGAAGGAUAUAUGAAAUCACAUCCAGUUCCAACUGGAGAUCAAAUUGAUAAAAUCAUCCGUUCAGUCUUGAAUACUGACCAUAAACAAGGUGGAAAGGAUGCUACACGUCUUUUCUUUGGAAGACCUGACCUUAAAGCUUCAGUUAAUUGUCUUGUUAGCAAAUAUUACGCUGGAAACAUUGAUAAGGAAACAAUUGGAUGUUUUACCUCCACACUCUUUUUAUACGUAUCUUUGACUGUCAUCUUAAGUAUUGUAUUGACUCGUUUUGCCAUGGCUUGCAUUUUCGAUUGGUUUAUAUCUCAUCGCCUUGCUCAUAAACCGAAGGAUAAAAAUUCUGUUGAUUCGACGCAAAAUUUCGUUAAUGCUGGUGGUCAACCAUUAACUUCUGGAAAUGGUGCGCUUAAAACUCUGGAUGAUGUUGGUAACGAUUUAUUUACUGUCUUAUUAGUUACAUGUUACUCUGAAGAUGAAGUUGGUAUAAGAUGUACAUGCGAAUCUAUGGCUGCUACCGAUUAUCCUGAUGAUCGUAAAUUGUUGUUCCUUGUUUGUGAUGGUAUCAUCGUUGGUUCCGGCAAUGAUAAAAGUACUCCUGAUAUUUGUGUCGGUCUUAUGGAACUUGAACCUGAAUUUAAAGAUCCUCAACCAAAAAGUUAUAUUGCCGUUGCUGCUGGUGCUAAACAACACAACAUGGCUAAGGUCUAUGCUGGAUAUUUCCACUAUAAGGAUCGUCGUAUCCCUAUGGUUACCAUUGCAAAAUGCGGUGCUCCCGAAGAACAGGGUAAACCAAAACCCGGAAAUCGUGGAAAACGUGAUUCUCAACUGAUUUUAAUGAACUUCUUUAGUCGUGUUACUUACAAUGACCGUAUGUGCGCUUUGGAUUAUGAUCUCUUUAGAAAAAUCCAUCAUUUAAUGGGUGUAACUCCAGACUUUUUCGAAAUUGUACUCAUGGUUGACGCUGACACUAAAGUAUAUCCCGACUCCCUUAGACUUUUAAUUAAUUGUAUGUGUAAUGACCCUCUCAUUAUGGGUCUUUGUGGUGAAACUAAGAUCGCCAACAAGCGUGAUUCUUGGGUUACUGCUAUUCAAGUUUUUGAAUAUUAUAUUUCCCAUCAUUUGGGUAAGGGUUUUGAAUCCGUGUUUGGUGGUGUUACCUGUUUACCUGGUUGUUUCUGUACAUACCGUCUUAAGGCUCGUAAAGGUGAUGACGAUUGGGUGCCAAUUAUCACAAAACCUGAAAUUGUACAAGAAUAUUCGCAAAAUACAGUUGAAACCCUUCAUCAAAAGAAUUUAUUACUCCUUGGUGAAGAUCGUUUCUUAACAACACUUAUGUUGAGAAACUUCCCUCAUCGUAAGAUGAUGUUCUGUCCGCAAGCUAUUUGUAAAACAGUAGUACCUGAUGAUUUUUGGGUUUUACUUUCACAACGUCGUCGCUGGAUCAACUCCACAAUACAUAAUCUUUUAGAACUAAUUCUCGUCCGAAAUCUUUGUGGAACAUUUUGUUUUUCCAUGCAAUUUGUUAUCUUUAUGGAAUUGAUCGGUACCGUUGUACUUCCUGUUGCUAUAGUAUUAACUUAUGGUUUGAUUAUUAGUAUAAUAUUGAAACCUCCACAAGAUGUUACUGAAGCUAUUCCAUUGAUGAUGUUGGGAAUGGUUCUUGGUUUACCCGCUAUAUUGAUUUUGAUUACCACAAGAAAAUUGAUUUAUAUUGCUUGGAUGUUUAUAUAUUUGCUUGCUUUACCCGUAUGGAAUUUUAUCUUACCAACAUAUGCUUACUGGAAUUUUGAUGAUUUCUCAUGGGGCGAAACCAGAAAAGUCGAGGGUGAAGGAAAAGGUGAUGAUCAUGGUAAAAAAGAUGGUGAAUUUGACGCAUCUAAUGUGCCCUUAAAACGGUGGGAAGAUUGGGAACGUGCUCGUAUCCGAACAAACAAACGUCAGGAACGUCAAAGACACCAAGGAGGACAAAUAAAUCAAUAUGAUGGAGAUUAUUAUGGAGAUGCAGGUUCAGUACAUUCACAGAUGUCAUCAGAACAAGGCCAACAACAAUAUUAUGAUUAUUCUGCAAACUCCGCUAACGGUACAGGAUAUCCUCCACAACAAUAUUAUCAACAACAACAAUUUGAAGAUACACGGUUUAAUACGUAUGAAUUGGAACGCGCACCGUCACCUAAUCCGCAAGGUCACGGUGGUUAUUAUUAAAAAAAAAAAAAAAUUUAACUCUAAAAAAACAAUUUACUUAUACAAGAGAACUUUAAUUUAAUUAAAAUAGAAAAAAUCCGAUUUUUUUAAUACAUUUAUAGAAACCUUCUUUACAUUCUAAUUUAUAACAAUAUACUACAAAAAUUUAUUUGCAAGU
This is a messenger RNA of Rhizophagus irregularis DAOM 181602=DAOM 197198, 3433 nucleotides long. RefSeq lists its product as uncharacterized. NCBI's taxonomy places the organism in Eukaryota, Fungi, Glomeromycota, Glomeromycetes, Glomerales, Glomeraceae. Gene Ontology annotation, cellular component: cell septum; cell periphery. The record is from RefSeq and is a predicted model, not a curated record. Gene Ontology annotation, molecular function: chitin synthase activity.